GCGUACGCGCGCACAGGGUCUUGUGACCCAGAGUGUGCAGCAUGGACGGCGGUGUGUCGGUGCUGUUUGUGUCGGUUGUGUCGCUCUUUGUGCAUUUGUCCUCCUGUCAUGUUUAUGUCCUGGACGACGCCGGGGGGCUGGGGAGGGUGUUUGACGGAAUCGGAGGUCUGAGCGGCGGAGGGGCGACGUCUCGGUUACUGGUGAAUUAUGCCGAGCCGUACCGCAGCCAGAUAUUGGACUACCUGUUUAAGCCGGACUUUGGCGCUUCUUUGCACAUUCUGAAGGUGGAGAUUGGAGGAGAUGCGCAAACUACCGAUGGAACGGAGCCAUCCCACAUGCACUAUGAAAAUGAUGAGAACUACUACAGAGGCUACGAGUGGUGGCUUAUGAAAGAGGCCAAGAAGAGGAACCCAAACAUCACGCUCAUAGGUCUGCCCUGGGCGUUCCCUGGCUGGGUGGGCCAAGGCAAGAACUGGCCCUAUGACAACCCAGACGUCACUGCAGCGUAUGUGGUGAACUGGAUCCUUGGUGCCAAGCAGUACCAUGACCUAGACAUUCAGUAUGUUGGGAUCUGGAAUGAGCGAAACUUUGACGUCAAGUACAUCAAGCUGCUGCGAUACACUCUGGACAAGAAUGGUCUGGAGAGAGUCAGGAUCAUAGCCAGUGACAACCUGUGGGAGCCCAUUGCCUUGUCUCUGCUACUAGACGCUGAGCUGAGCGCAGCUGUAGACGUGAUAGGGGCUCACUAUCCAGGUACCAACACAGUGAAAGAGGCCCUGAUGACACAGAAGACGCUGUGGUCGUCAGAGGACUACAGCUCCUUCAACGAUGAGACGGGUGGAGGCUGCUGGGCUCGCAUCCUCAACCAGAACUAUGUCAAUGGACAAAUGACUGCCACCAUCUCCUGGAACCUGGUGGCCAGUUACUAUGAGGAGCUGCCAUUCGGCAGGGACGGGCUCAUGACAGCUGAGGAGCCCUGGAGUGGCAACUAUGUGGUUGAAUCUCCAAUUUGGAUCACAGCCCACACUACACAGUUCACCCAGCCGGGAUGGACCUACCUGCAGACUGUUGGACAUCUGGCACAAGGUGGAAGCUACGUUGCCUUGACUGAUGGGAAGGGAAACCUCACUGUUGUUAUAGAAACCAUGACUCACAAUCAUUCAGUGUGUGUGAGACCUCCACUGCCUCCCUUUAAUGUGACAUCUCAAAAUGCAACUUUCCAGCUGAAGGGAUCCUUUGCCUCCAUCAAGGAACUCCAAGUGUGGCAGUCACAGUUUAACUUCAAGAUGAACAAGCCCUCCUUUUUUGAGAAGCUAAAGCCACUGAAGCUUGAAAAUGGCUCAUUCACCCUUAAUCUGGCUGAAGACGAGGUUUACACACUGACCACUAUUACUACAGGAAGCAAAGGCAGCUACCCCGACCCGCCUCCCUCAGCUCGCUUCCCUAAAGUGUACAAAGAUGACUUUGAUGUUCGAACCCCACCUUUCUCAGAAGCUCCAAACUUUGCUGAUCAGACAGGAGUGUUUGAGUACUACAUCAACCUGACCGAUCCUGGACCUCACAUCUUCACCUUAAGACAGGUUCUGACAGAAAGACCCAUCACAUGGGCAACGGAUGCUGACCAGCCCAUCAGUGUCAUUGGAGACUAUUACUGGCAGAACCUGACAGUUACGUGUGAUGUCUUCAUGGAGAACAUAAAGACUGGUGGUGUGUUCGUAGCAGCCAGGGUGGACAGCGGAGGCCAGUCGAUCCGCAGGGCUAAAGGAGUCUUCUUCUGGGUGUUUGCUGAUGGCACCUACAAACUUACCAAUGAUCUCGCUGGGCAGACCGUGCUCGCAGAGGGGCAGUCUGGUACCCGGGCAUUUGGCUGGUACACCUUGUCACUCACUGUGAAAGGCCAGUAUGCAUCGGGGAUGCUGAAUGGAUACCCUCUAUGGAAGAACGCUGUGGUACUGACUCCAAAGAGUGGCUGGGCUGCCAUUGGAACACACUCGUUUGAACUGGCCCAGUUUGAUAACUUCUCUUUGGUUGCAGAGUGACGAUCUAACUCUGAAGAUUUCCACUGUGCUACUCUGAUUCACUUAUGGACUCACACACAUUAAGGGUGCCAGCUUUUAAAAUGGGAGAAAAUUUGGGGGAAAUGGCUUCUAGUAUUUGAUAAGCAUGUAAUCAUCUGUAAUUAUGAGUCACAAUGUUCUUGUUUUUGUUUGCCAUAUCAAGAGUGGAUCGGUCAAUAGAUUUGUUCUAAUGCACCUGUUUCAUACACACCAGAAUCCAAAGCUUAACCUCGACCAUCACACGUACAGCGUGUGGCUUGUAGAUUGAGGCUACUAUCAAAUGGUCACAUCUUAGUAGUUGGCUUGUCACCACCAUUGGAGCAUCCCUCAGUUUCUUAGUGGGAUCCACUCCUCACUCAUUACAUGUGGUUUCAAAGCAGCAAAAACAGCAACAGCCUAAAAGAUCAGCUCCAAGCUUGAAGUAAAUGAUACAUCUUGGUGGCUACCUCCAUGUACAGUACAUGUGGUGAAAACAGGUCACACAUAGCACUGAAUCCUGGAACUUUGAUGUGACUGUAAAUGAUUUUGCACUGUGGCUUUAUAUUGUUUUUUAACAGCUUUCCAAUGUUUGUGUUUAAUGAAUGAAUAACUUAAUGAAAUAAAGAACAGCUGCAGAUUUGUGAAA
Archocentrus centrarchus (flier cichlid) is the source of this 2682-nucleotide messenger RNA. RefSeq names its product galactosylceramidase b (gene galcb). Gene Ontology annotation, cellular component: lysosome. Gene Ontology annotation, molecular function: galactosylceramidase activity. Lineage: Eukaryota; Metazoa; Chordata; Actinopteri; Cichliformes; Cichlidae. Gene Ontology annotation, biological process: galactosylceramide catabolic process. The transcript is spliced from 17 exons. The record is from RefSeq and is a predicted model, not a curated record. Bases 42 to 2039 code for a protein of 665 amino acids.